Molecule: messenger RNA, 441 nt
Organism: Necator americanus (New World hookworm)
Lineage: Eukaryota; Metazoa; Nematoda; Chromadorea; Rhabditida; Ancylostomatidae
Exons: 3
Coding region: 1-441 (146 amino acids)
Source: RefSeq, a predicted model, not a curated record
AUGUACAGCUUGGUUAUCCAGGACUGUCGAGGGAGGACGACUGGAUUAUUGGCAUCGAAGGAGAAAGACGAGUUGGAUAUUCUUUCUCGAGAUCUCCAUAAUCGAGUUUCGUCGUCGCAAUACGCGCGUGCGGUAGAACCACCCAUCCAAGCUCCCGGGGCUCAUGACGUGUCGUUAAAGAUGUGUACGGCUCGGCAUAAUCUUGACGGCUCACAACAUGCCUCCUAUUCGCCAAUUUUAACCGUUUCUGGUCGAUCGCGUCCUUCGUUCAGCCAAAAGCCCAAUCAUGAUUCGCGAAGAAAAAUGCAUCGCUGUCACCAGCCUACUAGCGAUGUAUCAAGAACUUUGCGGGUUUUGCCAUACGAGAACAGAUGCAAGGCAUCGUUACUAGUUACUACUAGCAGAGUAACGCUUCACACCGGUGGUCAGCUAACAUCAUGA